Messenger RNA from Didymosphaeria variabile, 645 nucleotides. RefSeq lists its product as uncharacterized. The transcript has a single exon. The coding region runs from base 1 to 645 and encodes 214 amino acids. The record is from RefSeq and is a predicted model, not a curated record. Lineage: Eukaryota; Fungi; Ascomycota; Dothideomycetes; Pleosporales; Didymosphaeriaceae.
AUGGCCUCACUGUUCCGCGACUUCUCCUUCGACGCUCCCUCGCGCCUUCCUGAGCAACACCAGACGGAAACCCCACCGCUCAGCGUCUCGCCUACCUCGACAUCGCCAUUUCUGUAUCCCGCUCGACUACCCACACCUCCGCCUUGCCAUGUCAACGACCUCGCUCAGGCACUCACCAAGCAGGACUUGCGUGUCAUUGUCGACCCCAACUUCAGAGCCGCCAACGAACCGCUUACCCCCCCAAGCGACCAUGGCACCUUUGAGAACCACAUUCCGGAACGGCCCAACCUCUCCACCGCGCGAAUGAACUCUGCCACUCUCCGCAUGCAGCGACAGGCCAACGUGCGCAUGCAGUCCUACUUGGCACACAUCAAGGACAUCUCCUCGCUAGUCGAGAAGAUGAUCGACGUCGACCAGUGCAACGUCUGUGAGCCCAAGUCAAAGUCACUGUCGCCCAUGCCGACAGAGGACGACGAGGGCGUGAGCAUGGACUACGCGCCCACGGCUAAAGAAGAGAUCCGCUCCAUGCUGCCAUUUUACCGGGCCGGUGACCGCCCCGACGGCAGCACGAGGGUAUCUAAAAGACCCCGUAUGCGCAGGUCGACUGGUUCCAUCUCGAGGAUUGCGAAGAGGCCCUCGAGGUGA